Messenger RNA from Lolium rigidum, 821 nucleotides. RefSeq lists its product as uncharacterized. The record is from RefSeq and is a predicted model, not a curated record. NCBI's taxonomy places the organism in Eukaryota, Viridiplantae, Streptophyta, Magnoliopsida, Poales, Poaceae. Bases 1 to 699 code for a protein of 232 amino acids. The transcript has a single exon.
AUGGCGGCGGAGUCUUGGUGGUGCUGGCUCAGCUCUGGCAUGGCGUGCUUCCUCUUCUUCAACGCCAUCGUCUGCGUCGUGGCCGUGUUGUCCUGGGGGCGUGGCGGCGGCGAUGCAACACUGUCGGCCAGGCGCAAGAGGCUCACCCGGAGCGCGUCGUCCAUGGUCAUGGAGCGCCUCCGAUCCAUGUCGACCAUCUUUUCCUUCAACUACUCUGUGGACGAGUACGACAGCAUCACGCCGCCGGCGUCGCACCCCCACCACUUGCAAGGGUACUACUGCGCGUCUCAAGAAGAAAGGGGAGAGGAGAUGAGUCAGGCGGCGAGCGAGGAGGAGCCGGAGCCACUCGUAGCGGUGGCCGAAAGCAUGACGACGACCAUGGCUCGACCGAAACCGAGCGUGUCUAUUGCAUCAGCAGCAGCAGCGGAAGUAUGUGCAGCGACGUCGACGACAGGAAACGGGAAGGAAGAGCCAGAGACACAGGAGGAGAUGACAACGCCAGACCCGGCCGCCGCCAAGGGAGCCGCUACGUUGGAAGGGCUGAGGAAGUGGAAGGUGCCGAGUAUCGUCGAACGGCGAGCGUUUGCGGAGAUAGAAGAGAAGGCGGAGGUGAACGCGAGGGCCGAGCGUUUCAUUCGGCAGUUCCGGGAGGACCUCAAGCUCGAGCGUCUCAAGUCCAUUCUUACUAGAAAAUGUUAAUUUGUUUGCUCAAUAGAAAGAAACCCAAAUAUAUUGCCCCUCUCGCCUCCACGAGCAAGAAAUAGAGUGUGAAUCAAGCUUUGCACAUUAAUGCUUGGAUUUCAAAGAUCAAGAUGGAUAUA